Molecule: messenger RNA, 1749 nt
Organism: Saxophila tyrrhenica
Lineage: Eukaryota; Fungi; Ascomycota; Dothideomycetes; Mycosphaerellales; Extremaceae
Exons: 2
Coding region: 1-1749 (582 amino acids)
Source: RefSeq, a predicted model, not a curated record
AUGAAGUCUUUCGCCCUUGCAGCCUCCGCGGCCACCCUGCUCUCCCAGGUCCAGGCCGCGCAGUUUGUCAUGUACACUGGAAGCACUGAAUCCAACGGAGACGACAAUGUGGUCGAACGUGCUGACCCCAUCCUGGCUCCUGGCGUUCUCAGUCAGCACGUCCACCAGAUCUUUGGCUCCGACGGCUUCGCUCCAGGUGUGACAUACGAAUCUCUCCAGAAAUCAUCCUGUACCAAUGUCGGAGCUUCCAACGGAGACAGCAACAUGGCCGACAAGAGCAUCUACUGGCACCCGGCGCUGUAUGCCGAGGCGAGCGACAACUCUGGCUACAUCCGCAUCCCCACCAUGGGCCACAAAUUCUACUACAAGGAUGUUGGGAGCGACAUGGACAAAUUGGCGUCGCCGUUUGAGUUCCCCCAUGGCUUCCGCAUGUUGGCUGGUAACCCGUUCAUGAGGGUAGCAGCCAGCGACCUGCAGCAGCAGAACGUCACCCAGUGGAUGUGCCACGACUCCAGUGGAAGCAAUCAAGGCACGGAUGGUGGCUUCCCUGAUGGCGUGACCGACUGCGACGCCUACCCCGGCUUCAACGGAGCAAUCCACUUCCCGCACUGCUGGAACGGCGACGACUUCAACCCGGCCGACCCCGCUGCCCACAUGUCGUACCCAGAAGGCGACGUUCAGUCAGGCCCGUGCCCGAAGAGCCACCCUACGCGCCUUCCCCACAUCUUCGUCGAGAACCAGUUCGAUGUACACGGCAUGGCCGGCAAGUUCAAGACCGAUACGUUUACGCUCGCCAUGGGCGACCCGACCGGCUAUGGAUGGCACUACGACUUCUUCAACGGAUGGGACGAUGGCGCCAUCCCCGAACUCUUCAAGACUUGCCCACAGCCAGAGUUCGGCAACGAGGACAUCGGCUCAUGUCCUUCCAUGAAGCGUGGUGGUGCGACCAACAAGUGCCAGCUCAAGACAACCUUCAAAGAGAAUAUCGAUGCGCCUGGCAAGUACCUUGUCGGCUGUAACCCGGUAUCGAAGAACAACCCGGCCCCGAUGUACGCUACCAGCCCUCUUGGUACCAGCUCCAACCAGUGCAAGCUCGCCUCAGGCGGUCCACCACCAAGCGGACCGAGCAGCUCUUCUCCGUCAGAGUCGUCGAUGGCCGCCAGUCCCAGCUCCGCGGCCGGCUCCAAGUCUAGCUCCAUGGCACCUUCCGGCACCAUGUCCGCCACCUACAUCCAAGCUUCGAGCUCCGCACAGGCCACCAAGCCAAUGGAGUCGAGCACUAUGGUUACGUCGACCAAGUCAAGCAGCACUCCUUCCCCGUCGACCUACCCUUCGUCGGGCAGCGGGUCCGACAUCUCUUGCCCAGAGUCCAACCACCAGAAGUACACCGUGAACGGCAAGACUUUCCGAGUACAGUGCGGUGUCGACCACCACGGCGGCGACAUGAAGUCUGUCACCGCACACUCCCUGGCCGAGUGCGUGGAGGCUUGCGCUUCAACCGAUGGCUGCGUAGACGUCUCACUCUCCGGCGUCGCCUGCUACAUGAAGAGUACCCUCGGCGAGCGCAAGAGGAACAAGGGCGUGAAUGGCGCCAGACUCGUUGACGCUACCCCCGCUCACAAGGGCGGCAAGGGCAAGCCUGCCGGAUACGUGACAAACAUCCAUACUGCUACCGCUUCCCCAACCGCGACGGCUGCCAGCCACCACCGAAGGCAUCUGGCGAAGCACAUUCAGCGGUAUGCUUCGUAG